GACAGCGGCCACUACUACCGCCACGGGCCACGGUGGCACAUAUAUGUAUAAUGUUAGUAGUACCUAUGUUACUAUAUACUAUAUAUAGAGUAUAAUAUUUUACUGUUAUACAUUCAUUUGGCUAGUGUAGUAGCGUCUCUCCUACCCACUAAUCUUAGUCAAUCCUACGUUUGCCGCGGCGCACACCGCUGUAUAAGCUAUCACACUGGUCGAGUAAAGUCAACCUCCACAACCGGCGUGAAAUAAUAAUAAUAACAUCUACAAAAUAUUAAAAAUUAUUAUUAUUAUUAUUAUUUUUUGUCUAUUUAUCUAUCCGCGCCUUCCCCGUCACGGCGUCACCGACGCGCCGUACGUUGUACGGCCUGUACGCAAUCUAUUCGUUUAGUCGAACUUGUUAUAGUAUUGGUAUAGAUUAUAUUAUAUAUUUUACAUCACACACGCACACGCAUACAAACACGGCACACUCUUACGCGCUCAGACACACGCACGCACGCACAAGAUCGACUUUCACACACGCGCAUGCACGUACCGCGACACACUCGCGCGCACACACACGCACACUCUAGCGCGCGCGCGCAUAUAAUUAUUUUAUUAAAUAUUAUUUACCCGAUAGUGAAACUAAUAAUAAUGUAUACAAUAAAUUUCAUUCCGAUAACAGAAAAAAAAAAAAUAUAACAUUUCUAGUUUAAAAUUAUAUUUCCACUCGCGUUAAUUAUUAUAAUACGACAAUUUACGCGUAAAUUGACGUUGGUGACUAAUUAAAUUGAUGUUUUUAUUCAGUCGUGUAUGUGUAUCGCGUCGUAUUAUACAUGCAUAUUAUUAUUGUUAUUAUUCAACUCUACCUAUUUUGAUAAAUUAAUUGUCAUUCCCCGGCAAUUAUCAAACAAUAAGCAGCUCAGCGAUCCGGUUUCAGACACAAAAGUUUUUUAGCUUGUCUUGUCGUGUACGAGCUUAUUAUAACAAGUACUCGACGACGACUGGAUGGACGGCGUUUGACACGAAAACGAUCUUUCACAUACUAUCAUAGACGCUAUACAUCAGCUAAAAACGGCAGAAUUGAAACUAUAGCAGACGAAGACCCAAUGAGUGACGUGAAAGAUGAAGUCAAAGCUGACGGUGACCAAAGUAUUGAGCAGCAGCAAAUGUCACCAAAAGUUGUCGAUACUGACAUUCCAAUGACAUUUGUGGAGACAGAUCACAAUUCACUAGAACAAUGUAAGAAAAAUGAGGACAAUGAAGGAAAAGAAGGUGACCCACCAAAACAGGAUGAGAUGUUAAAUACCGUGCGUCUGGUAGGUGAGCCACUGACCACACACGGCCCAUACACAUUUUACAGUGCAUUAGCGUAUCGCAAACGCGAUGAUGUAACUAAAAAGAAGAGACGGCGGUGGAAAAAGCCAAUAACAGGGGUGGACAAUGAAAGCGAUAAUGCUGCCGAAUCCUACGAUUCAUCAUCGUCAUGUUGCUGUGCCAAUAAUGAUGCCAAAAAUGAUUUGUGUUUCUGCGACAAUGGUUCGUUAUCAUCAAGGUCUUCGUCAUCGUCUCAUUCUGAAUGGUCAGUUAUACACAUGAAUCAUUUCUAUGCAGUUCGCCCAUGGUACAGCAAGAAAAACAGCAGUAUUAGUGAUGGGCAGCAGCAGAGACGUCAUCGAGAAAAUUCACCAAAAUUGACUAAAACAACUACUGCUUCAGCAGAGAGGCGACAGCAUCACUAUCAGCAAUCGGUGUGUAUUGGUGAACUGGAGUUAUUAUGGCGUGAUGACAGUGUGGUAACGUCAUCAACAGCUCCGUCGUCUUCUUCACAGCUCAAGAAACGUAAUAGUAACAGAAUUGUGCCACCUGCACUGUUAACUGUGGCAUCAAAUGGCGAGGAUGAUGGAACAGAUCCUAUGACAAGUAGUAGCAACAUCCACGGCGAUCCUGUGGCCAGUUCAGAUGAAGACGACGGUGUUAGUGGUGGAUUUGACGAUGAUUCAUCAACAUUAUUGCCACGCCGUCGCACUUUGCCCAGACGCACUCGUCAGCCGUCGGCUAAGAAACUUGAGGCUGCAGAAUCUUAUGCCGCAGUGGCAGCUGCAGCAGCAUCAGAUAAUCAUCACACCUCACAGUCACCAUACAACCGCAAUCGCUUAUCCACAGCAGCACCGUCGGACCCCACCUCCGUGGGUGUUCCACUCUUAUCACCAGAUGCUCAGUAUAGUCAUGGAAACGUACUGUGCAGUGUUCGGUUAUAUGUGAUGCCUGAUCAGACAGCUACCGGUCGACUUGGUGGUAUACAUGGUGAGGAUGAAGUGUUAGAGAUCAACACUUGGAGUGCUAGUGGUGGUGCAGAAAGAUGGCCGAGUAACAUAUUGAUUAAUGGGAACAGCGGAGUAGGAUCUAUCUAUAACGGUAGUGGUAGCGUUGACGACUAUGGUUAUGGUAGUGGAAGUCAUUCGUCAGGGACAUUGCCGUCUGGCUGUUCGGGAUUAGUAUUGCGAGCCGAAGAUUUUGUCGAAUGGGUUCGCGGUGGACUGAUGAAUGAUGAUGACGAAAAUGUAGACACAGAGUCUGAUGAUGAGUCAUUAGAAUCAGAUUGUGAUGAUAACAGCUCUAAUAACCGAAAAUGCAAUAGAAUAGAAACUUCAAAACCUAAGGAUGAGCAACUGUCAUCUUUAGUAACGGACACAAUGGCUGAUGUAAAACAAUGUAAGGAAGAGAUAUUAAAUACUUGGGAUGAUGAUAAUAACAGCAAAGGGAAAUUAGAAUCUACUCUGAUCAAAGAUGAAGUGAUAACAAAAAAUUUACUUUCUGUAAAUCCAGAAAAAGUAAAAAAGGAACAAGAAGAGCUAACUGUAACUGUUGAUUUUGGUGUCGUUGAUAGUAAAACAAUAAAACAAAAACACGAUAGCAGUAACAUUAAUUAUUACUCAAAAUAUGCUGUUGACGAGGCUGUAGAAGCCGAACAUGUUCCCUUAGCUGCAGCUAGAAUUCACAAAAAACAGUGUGAACAUGUUACUGACCGUCAUCGACGCUGUCAUCGUCAACGCCAUCGCUUAAAUCAGAGGUCAUUGGUAAAUGGUGAUAGCACUAGUACUGUCGCUAAGAAAAACGAUCGUGGACAUUAUAAUGUAUCGGCAGUGACAGAUAAAGUUGAAAAGAAGCAGGACAAUGAUAAAAAAUGUUGCUGCUAUUGUUGUAAACGUCGUCGUCAAAAUUACCAACAAAAUGAAAAAAGUACAAUAAACAAUGUCAGUGUGGGUAAUAGUAUCAAACAACGAUUGGUAGUGAUGAGCUACUCUCGAUACUGCCGAUAUAGAGCACAAUUGCAACGUAAGCGUGAACAGCAGUUGAACCAGGGAAAUGCCCCUGUUGUCAUAACUGAUGAUAAAGAAAAGUUGAUGACAACCACAUACCGUGGAGUAGAUUCAAUGACCAGAGUUCUAUUUUGUCGAGACACAUAUGAUUAUCCAGCAGAACUUUUGUUGGAGCCUUUUAAUGCACAACAAAACCAUCAGCAACACACGACAGUGUUAGUCAACCACAUGGCGCCUAAACUCAAAGGCUGGCCUUCUCAUCCAGCAUCCUGGAUGUCAUUCCGAUGGAAUCGAGUGCGUCGUCGGUUACGUCACCUUGAGCGUGGUGGUGAUAGCAAUGAUGACCGACGUAGGCGUCAUCGACGUCGAAAGCUUAAGAAGAAAUGUAGUCGACAACAAAAUGGAGCCAACGGGGCGACUGUGGGGAUGAAUUAUUCGUCAUCAACUGAUGAUGACGAUUCUGACGAUUCUGAUUCUGAUGAUGAGUCUUCUGCAUCAAAUGAUGCUGCCACUAAUACCACUUCCGACGCAUCAACCUCAGAUUCGGAUAGCGCACCACCGCCAUCAACAGUAGGGUCUAAAACUGCCAAUAAGAAUAAUUCCACCACAAAAGUGAACAUUCAUCACAGUAACAAAAAAACUAUCUCUACAUCAUCUACCGGAAACAUGGUCGUAAUUAAUGGAGCUACUACUAUAUCUGCAGCAAUGAUUAACAAGCGGCCGGCUAUGGCUGUCGGGCAAUCGGGUCAGCAACAACCGACCAAACGUCGCCGCGUGGUUUAUACCAACGAACAACUUCAAAAUAUACAUCCGCAACAAUCAAGAGUAAAUUACCAGCAACAGCAACCACAUCCAAGACCUAGACAGCCCCAGCAACAGCAGCAGUCUAGUCAUCGAUUUAGACAAUUAGAACUGGAGCUUAGCAAAUCUCAGCGUCAACAACACUUCCUCGCUGCUCAGCAGCAACAACAUAGACUACAGCCGUUAAACAGACGACUACCACCACCUAUUUCGUCUCUACAAUCUUCAACGACUAGAAUAAUACAUCAUCACUUGCCACCUUCGGUAUCUAUUAUGCCAGUCAUAGUCCCCACUACUAAUAGUUCUCCUCAUCAACAGCUACAACGAUUCAAUAAUCGACUGCAAAACCGGCAAAAAAUACAUGCUACUGCUACAGUUUUACCCGUCAUUUCUCAGCGAAGAAAUAAUAAUAACAUUGAACGACAACAAACUCCCUUUCCACCUGUCAUAAUAGAAUAUGACGAUGACGAUAAUAACCAAGAGUAUGGAUCUGACGAUAAUGGUCGAUACAAAAAAUCAACAGUGGCAGCAAUGGUGGCUUGCCAAAGACGUGUUUCACGACAACAUUUUAACGAUGAGCAAAGACAACAGCGAGAAGAUGAAGAAAGGCAGCGUCGUUGGCUAGUAGAUGCUUUGCGAUUGGGUGGGUUGGAAGUUACAGCAGUACCUUUAAAUGCAAGUGCUGGUAGUGGUAACAGUGUUGGAAAAGAUGCUAGUGCUGCAGUAACUUCACAACAACGUCGGCGGCGUAAUGUCUCAUUGUUGUCCGCCAAGAACGAAGACUACAACAGUGGCAUUCAGAACAAACCAAGUCACGGUGGUACUGACGAUGACUCAAAUAUAGAUUCAGACUCAGAUUCUGUAGUGAUGACCGUGACGCCUGAUGUUGUAUGCCUAUUGAACAAGUCUCAGCAACAUCAACAACAAAUACCUCAUCAAAGACAGACAUGUGGAAGUGUUUCCACAACAACAACCUCUGUUACAAUGAGUCAUCAUCACCAACAGCGACGGCGGUCAGCUAACAUGAACCACAGUAGCAUUGGUGGCCAGCAGCAUACUUCAGCAGCGGCAGCAGCAGCGUUACAUGACAAAAUAAAUCACGCGAUUAAUUCACUGAAACUGCAACAGCAGCAACAAAUGCCGAACGAAGACACACCAGUCAGUAAUAACAGUAACAAUGUAUUAUUAACCGGUGGAGCUAAUCAUGGCAACCCUAUUGGUGAUAAUAAUAAUAGGCAACAGCAAAGACUGCGCAAAAAUGGUGGUGUAGUCCAGCAACAGCAGACGGCGGCCCUUCUGGAUCUUUCUGUUAAGCCAUCAACGUUACAGAACACCACAAGGCAACAGAAGUCAAUGUCAACAGUCGUUAAUAGCAACCUACAAAAUCAGCAAAACCGAAAAGGUCUAAUACCAUUCCAUUCUACUACCACUUCAGGACCUUCAACUUCCUCAACUAACCUUGAAAUUACAAUUGUACCUGUCACAACUUCGACUACAUCUAAUUCGUUGAGGCUUCAAUCACAGCAGCAACAUAAACGUAGUUUGUCAGCAGCAACACAUAAUAGUGGUAGUUCUGCUUCUAGUUCUUCUGCUCCAAUGACGGUUAGGCAACAACUACAACGUCGGAAUGCAACUGUGGUCUCAACAGCUACAGCACCAGCAUCCAUUGUAGAUAUGUUAUGUGGAGGCAGAAGUCGAAACCUUCAACAACGUAAUGGUAGUAGUAUGUCUGUAACAGCAACAUCUACUAUUACUACUACUACUUCUUCUUCUUCUACUACUACUCCUUCUUUGCAGCAAAACCAACAACAACAAAUGUUCAUAAUAGCUGCUACUGCAAUGGCUGCUCAACAACAACAGAAAACUGAUAAGCGUAAGUCACAACAAAAUAAAAAAGAUUAAGAUGAUCAUCCACCAAUUAUUCAGUGUAAAACAAUAGCUGAGAAGAUAAAGAUAACGAAAUUUUGGUUUGUGUACGAAGUAUAAUUUAUUCAUGUCUAUAUAUUAUAAUAAUAAUAUAUUAUUACAUGUCCUAUAAUUUUAAAAAUAACAUGCAUAUUAGAGUUUAGUUUAAUGUAUCUGGUUUAUUUUCUAUAAAAAAAUCGAAAACUAUGGUGUGUGUGUGUGUGUGUGUGUGUGUGUGUGUGUGUGUUUGUUUUGUUACAAAAACUAUAAUAUUAUUUAUUUUUUUUCAACAUAUAAUUUUAAUUCAUAUAUAUAUUUAUAUAAAAUGCAUGUAUUGUAAAAUGUUAACGGUAUUAAUAAUAAAAAUUAAAGAAGAACAAUCAAUUUUAUUAUAAUAAUUAUAUUGGCAUUAAAAAUUUGUUUAUUUA
Molecule: messenger RNA, 6430 nt
Organism: Metopolophium dirhodum (rose-grain aphid)
Lineage: Eukaryota; Metazoa; Arthropoda; Insecta; Hemiptera; Aphididae
Exons: 4
Coding region: 1083-5999 (1638 amino acids)
Source: RefSeq, a predicted model, not a curated record